CCUUACUCUCACACUCUGCAGGCUUCCGGUACAUUGUGCUGAGCGUGAAGAAGCGGGAAGGCAAAAUUGUUUACAUCUGGCAGCAGCAGAAAACCGUGCAGUGAGGAUCUGAAGCAUCUGUACUAGAAGUUUCCUGAGAGUAAUACUAAUCGCCGAUUCCCAGAGGAUGGACAAGGACAGCAGUCACAUGACUGAGAGGAUACUAAAUCUCACCCUGGAGAUCAUCUACCUGCUGACUGGGGAGGAUUACACAGUAGUGAAGAAGACAACUAUUCACUGUGAGACACCCAGCAGCCGUCCCUGUGUGUCAGGAGGACUGAGCAGGACCCAGAGCCCCAUCAUGGUGCCUCCACCUCACUCUCUUCUACAUAAAAGGCACAAUGACCAAAAGAUCCUGGAACUCACCAACAAGAUCAUUCAGCUGCUGACUGGAGAGGUUCCUAUGAGGUGUCAGGAUGUCACUGUCUAUUUCUCCAUGGAGGAGUGGGAGUAUAUAGAGGAACACAGAGGUCUGUACAAGGACGUGAUGAUGGAGAAUCACCGGCCCCUCACAUCACUGGAUGGACCCAGUAACAGAGAUACCCCAGAGAGAUGCCCCCGUCCUCUGUAUUCCCAGGAUUGUACAGAGGAGAAUCACAGGAUCCCACAGGAGGAUCAGGCAGAAGAUACAGAGGGAGAAGAAGAGACGUAUGUGACUGAUAUGAAUGCAGAAGAUGUAGAGGGAGAAGAAGAGACGUAUGUGACUGAUAUGAAGGCAGAAGAUACAGAGGGAAAAGUAGAGACGUAUGUGAGGGGUGAUCAGCAGUGUAAGGAGGAGGAAAUCCCUACAGAUACCAGCACAGCAGAUGGAGGCACAAGCCGGAAGACCUCGGAGAGAGAUGUCAUUUUGUCUUCAAAUAUUAAAAUAGAAGAUAACAUCACACAGGACUCUCCAGGAGACAUCCCCAUUUCUCUAAAUUUACAUUCUGUACCUCUCAGUACUGAUCUAUCAUCUGAUCCCUCUGAUCAUGGGGAAUGUUCUCCCGAUAACUCAAAUACUGUUACACACAGUGCUGCUCUUACUGGUGAUUCAGUCUUUACCUGUUCUGAAUGUGGUAAAGGUUUUGUACGUCAGUCAAUGUUGGUUAGACAUCAGAGAAGUCACACUGCUAAGAGGCCAUUUCCAUGUUCUGAGUGUGGGAAAUGUUUUACACAUAAAUCAUAUCUUACUAUACAUAAGAGAAAUCACACAGGCGAGAAACCAUUUUCAUGUUCUGAAUGUGGAAAACGUUUUACAUCAAAAAUUUAUCUUGUAACACAUGAGAGAUGUCACACAGGUGAGAAACCAUUUUCAUGUUCUGAAUGUGGGAAAUGCUUUUCACAGAAAUCACAACAACUUGUACAUGAGAGAAAUCACACAGACAAGAAACCAUUUCCAUGUUCUGAAUGUGGAAAACGUUUUACAUGGAAAUCACAGCUUGUUACACAUCAGAGUAUUCACACAGGUGAAAAACCAUUUUCAUGUUCUGAGUGUGGGAAAUGCUUUUCACAGAAAUCAAAUCUUCUUGUACAUGAGAGAAAUCACACAGGGGAGAAACCAUUUCCAUGUUCUGAAUGUGGAAAAUGUUUUGCAACAAAAUUUUAUCUUGUUACACAUGAGAGAACUCACACAGGUGAGAAACCAUUUCCAUGUUCUGAAUGUGGGAAAUGCUUUUCACAGAAAUCACAACAACUUGUACAUGAGAGAAAUCACACAGACAAGAAACCAUUUCCAUGUUCUGAAUGUGGAAAACGUUUUACAUGGAAAUCACUGCUUGUUACACAUCAGAGUAUUCACACAGGCGAAAAACCAUUUCCAUGUUCUGUGUGUGGGAAAUGCUUUUCACAGAAAUCAAAUCUUCUUGUACAUGAGAGAAAUCACACAGGGGAGAAACCAUUUCCAUGUUCUGAAUGUGGAAAAUGUUUUGCAACAAAAUUUUGUCUUGGUACACAUGAGAGAACUCACACAGCUGAGAAAAUAUUUCCAUGUUCUGUGUGUGGGAAAUGCUUUUCACAGAAAUCAUAUCUUAAUAUACAUGAGAGAAAUCACACAGACGAGAAACCAUUUCCAUGUUCUGAAUGUGGAAAACGUUUUACAUGGAAAUCACAGCUUGUUACACAUCAGAGUACUCACACAGGUAAUAAGAUGCAAUUUCCAUGUUCUGUGUGUGGGAAAAGCUUUUUACGGAAAUCAAGUCUUAUUGUACAUGAGAGAAAUCACACAGGGGAGAAACCAUUUCCAUGUUCUGAAUGUGGAAAAUGUUUUGCAUCAAAAAUUUAUCUUGUUACACAUGAGAGAACUCACACAGGUGAGAAAACAUUUCCAUGUUCUGUGUGUGGGAAAUGCUUUUCACAGAAAUCAUAUCUUCUUGUACAUGAGAGAAAUCACACAGACGAGAAACCAUUUCCAUGUUCUCAAUGUGGAAAACGUUAUACAUGGAAAUCACAUCUUGUUAAGCAUGAGAGAAGUCACAAAGGCCGGAAACUAUUUCCAUGCUCUGAGUGUGGGAAACGUUAUACACAGAAAUCACAUCUUACUAAACAUGAGAAGUCACACAAGUGAGAGGCCAUUGCCAUGUAAUGAGGGGCUGAUUUGGAUAUGUUUGUAAAUGUAAUGGUUUGUAUACAAGUCUGUGUUGUCUGAUGCAGACUUCCUGGACCCGGUUGUCUGGAUCCAAUGGCCAGUGUAAGCUUUGCUUGCACAGACUGACCAGGGUCUGCUACCAUCAUGCCUCGCAAUGGUGAUGGAAUGCUGCAUCCUCAGAUGCAGUCCUCUGAUCUCAUAGAUGCUGCAUUUGCAUAUUAUUAUUACAAUGUUGCACAGCUGCUUCCCUGCAUCUGCGUAAUUCCUUAUAAAUCGAAAUUAAGUCCUGAGUGCGCAAAAUACUUUACACUGAGAUCAUAUCUUGUUACACAUCAGAAAAUCGGGAUGUGGUCAAUUUACCUACAAUCAAAAUACCGACAAUUAUUGGCCGAUGGUCAAACUUCCGACACUUAAAAUACAGACAAGGUCAAAAUACUGACGUUUAAAAUGUUGACAGGUCAAAAAGUCAACAUGAGUUUUUCAUGAUUUUUUUUCAGCACAGCGAUGUCACUGUGCCCGAUUCAUGGCGAGCCAUGCGAGGGCACGCAGUACACUUAUACUGUGUCCAUGUCGACCGAUUUCAACAUACAAAAAAGUUGUGUCGACUUUGACCUGUCGACAUUUUAAAUGACUGUAUUUUGACACUGUGUAUUUUGAUUGUAGGCAUAUCAUCCUACACCCAGAAAAUCCACGUAACAUUAGCAGAUUGGCAUGUGGUGAUGUCUGUGUGGCAUUGGUAAGUGUCUGAGAGGAAUGUACAUAGAACUGUGUAACAGUAUUUACGAAUUCUCCAUUUUAGAUAUAUUUUUUUAUAUUCAAGUUUUUUUUAUUGUUUUUAGAAACUUACAAUUCAAUAAAAUCACCAUUGAGAAUAA
Molecule: messenger RNA, 3477 nt
Organism: Pseudophryne corroboree (corroboree frog)
Lineage: Eukaryota; Metazoa; Chordata; Amphibia; Anura; Myobatrachidae
Product: zinc finger protein 260-like
Exons: 7
Coding region: 167-2581 (804 amino acids)
Biological process (GO): regulation of transcription by RNA polymerase II
Molecular function (GO): DNA-binding transcription factor activity; RNA polymerase II cis-regulatory region sequence-specific DNA binding
Source: RefSeq, a predicted model, not a curated record